Messenger RNA from Dunckerocampus dactyliophorus (ringed pipefish), 8550 nucleotides. Its product is annotated as myosin-2-like. The record is from RefSeq and is a predicted model, not a curated record. The transcript is spliced from 36 exons. NCBI's taxonomy places the organism in Eukaryota, Metazoa, Chordata, Actinopteri, Syngnathiformes, Syngnathidae. Gene Ontology annotation, cellular component: myosin complex. Gene Ontology annotation, molecular function: ATP binding; cytoskeletal motor activity; actin filament binding. The coding region runs from base 418 to 6156 and encodes 1912 amino acids.
GAGCGCUAUGCCGCCUGGAUGAUCUAUGUAGGUCCAAAUCUGUCUUUUCCUCUUAUGAAGAUGAUUUCAGGAAAACUGCAACACAACUUUUUUUGGAAUUGGAAUUUUUUGGAAUGAUCCACAGUCCUUAUAUGAGACACAUAUAAGCCAUUCUUUUCCAUGCAUUCUAAAGAAAGACCGCUAAAAAGAGGCAGCUGACAAUGCAUGUAAAGGGAUCCACCUAUUUCGGCUAUAAAGCCCUGUUAAAAAAAAAAUGCCAACAAUGUUCCAUUUACAUAACGUGGCCUGCAUAUUAACCAAGCUACGACGACAUUGUUAUUUUAGUAGCUAACAUAGAAAAACUACUUUUCUAGCAUAGUGACUCAGACCACCACCGAGAGGUAACCUUAGCUAUUGGAGUUGCUGCUGCUCAGCUAGAUGCUCGUUUGCUCUCAGCAUUUUUUACCUGAGGACUAUGCUGGAUUUACCAGCUCAACGGGGAGCACAGGUCUUGUGCUGAAAGAUACAGCCAUCCCAUCAGCCAGCAUCCUAAUGAGAGCAGACAUUACGUACUCUGGUCUCUUCUGCGUGACGGUCAAUCCUUACAAAUGGCUGCCGGUCUACAACCCUGAGGUGGUCCAGGCCUACCGAGGCAAGAAGAGGAUGGAAGUACCUCCUCACAUCUUCGCGCUGUCCGAUAACGCUUACCAGUUCAUGCUAACGGAUCGUGAGAAUCAGUCCAUCCUCAUCACUGGAGAGUCCGGAGCGGGAAAGACUGUCAACACCAAGCGGGUCAUUCAGUACUUUGCCACCAUCGCCGUGUCUGCGGACAAGAAGAAGGAGAACAGCAGCAAAAUUAAGGGAACACUGGAGGACCAGAUCAUCCAGGCCAACCCCCUGCUGGAAGCUUUCGGGAAUGCCAAAACCGUGAGAAAUGACAAUUCCUCUCGCUUCGGUAAAUUUAUACGCAUACACUUUGGUGCCACCGGAAAACUGGCGUCAGCAGAUAUCGAAACAUAUCUGCUGGAGAAGUGCAGAGUGUCCUUCCAGCUCGGGGCUGAGAGGAGUUAUCACAUCUUCUAUCAACUGACCUGCAACAAGAAGCCAGAACUCAUUGAACUGCUCCUCAUCACCACCAACCCCUACGACUUCGCCUUCAUCAGCCACGGCGAGAUCACUGUCAAAAGCAUCGACGACGCUGAGGAGUUGAUGGCGACAGACGAGGCCUUCGACAUUCUUGGCUUCACCUCCGACGAAAAGAUGUCCAUCUACAAGCUCACGGGUGCCGUGAUGCAUUAUGGGAACAUGAAGUUCAAGCAGAAACAGCGAGAGGAGCAGGCGGAGCCAGACGGCACUGAAGAGGCCGACAAAGCAGCUUAUCUGAUGGGUCUGAACUCUGCUGACCUGCUGAAGAACCUCUGCUAUCCCCGUGUGAAGGUGGGAAACGAGUACGUCACCAAAGGACAAAAUGUGCAGCAGGUGUACAACUCCAUUGGAGCGCUGGCCAAAUCAGUGUAUGAGAAAAUGUUCUUAUGGAUGGUGCAGCGCAUCAACCAGCAGCUGGACACCAAGCAGCCGAGGCAACACUUCAUUGGCGUUCUUGACAUUGCUGGCUUUGAAAUCUUUGACUUCAACAGCAUGGAGCAGCUGUGCAUCAAUUUCACCAAUGAGAAGCUGCAGCAGUUCUUCAACCACCACAUGUUUGUGCUGGAGCAAGAAGAAUACAAGAAGGAAGGGAUCGACUGGGAGUUCAUUGACUUUGGCAUGGACCUGGCAGCCUGCAUCGAGCUCAUUGAGAAGCCGAUGGGCAUCUUUUCCAUCCUGGAGGAGGAAUGCAUGUUCCCAAAAUCCACAGACACUUCCUUCAAGAACAAACUUUAUGACCAACAUCUGGGCAAGAACAGCUGCUUCCUGAAACCCAAAGUGGUCAAGGGCAAGCCGGAGGCUCACUUCUCUCUGAUGCACUACGCCGGCACUGUGGACUACAACAUCAGCGGGUGGCUAGAGAAGAACAAGGACCCGCUGAACGAGUCUGUGGUGCAGCUGUACCAGAAGUCGUCGGUCAAGAUCCUAGCGAUGCUUUAUGUCAGCUUCUCUGCCACAGACGAUGCACCUUCCGGAGGCGCCAAGAAGGGGUCGAAGAAGAAGGGAGCAUCUUUCCAAACAGUAUCAGCACUGUUCAGGGAGAAUCUUGGGAAGCUCAUGACCAACCUGAGGACCACUCAUCCUCACUUUGUGAGAUGUCUCAUUCCGAAUGAAACAAAAACUCCAGGCAUUAUGGAACACCACCUGGUCAUGCACCAGCUGCGCUGCAAUGGUGUGCUUGAAGGUAUCCGCAUCUGCAGGAAAGGAUUUCCCAGCAGGAUUUUGUAUGGCGACUUCAAGCAGAGAUACAGGAUCCUAAAUGCCAGCGCUGUUCCAGAGGGACAGUUCAUGGACAACAAGAAGGCUGCUGAGAAACUUCUGGGCUCCAUCGAUGUGGACCACACGCAGUACAAGUUUGGGCACACAAAGGUGUUUUUUAAAGCCGGCCUGCUGGGUACUCUGGAGGAAAUGAGAGAUGAGCGCUUAGCUCAGGUUGUGAUGUCCACUCAGGCACGGUGUCGAGGGCACCUGAUCCGACUGGAAUACCAGAAGAUGAUGGCCAGGAAGGAGGCCAUCUACACCAUACAGUACAACUUCCGUUCCUUCAUGAAUGUCAAACACUGGCCAUGGAUGAAGCUGUACUUUAAGCUCAAACCUCUGCUGAAGAGCGCUGAGGCAGAGAAGGAAAUGGCCCAAAUCAAGGUGGACUUCACAAAGCUCAAAGAAGAUCUGGCCAAGUCAGAAAACCGGCGGAAGGAGAUGGAAGAGAAAAUGGUCUCUGUUGUUCAAGAGAGGAACGACCUUCUCCUACAAGUCCAGGCGGAGGCGGACAACCUGCUGGAUGCUGAGGAGCGAUGUGAGGGACUCAUCAAGAGCAAGAUCCAACUAGAGGCCAAGUUGAAUGAAGUGAUGGAGAGAAUGGAGGACGAGGAGGAGCUGAAUGCCGAGCUGACAGCCAAGAAGCGAAAGCUUGAAGAUGAGUGCUCUGAGCUCAAGAGGGACAUCGAUGACCUAGAACUAACCUUGGCCAAGGUUGAGAAGGAGAAACACGCUGUGGAAAACAAGGUGAGUGGAUGCUUACAAUCUCUACACUUUAGGGGACUCAUCACUUCUCACUUCCGAUGGAAGGUGAAAAACCUGACAGACGAGAUCAUGAGUCAGGAUGACGCCAUCAGCAAACUGUCCAAAGAGAAAAAAGCCCUGCAAGAAGCCCAUCAGCAGACACUGGACGACCUGCAGUCCGAGGAGGAGAAGGUCAACAUCCUCAGCAAGGCCAAAGCUAAGCUAGAGCAGCAGGUCGACGAACUGGAAGGGUCGCUGGAGCAGGAGAAGAAGAUCCGGAUGGACCAGGAGAGAGCCAAGAGGAAGCUGGAGGGUGACCUAAAACUAUCCCUGGAGUCUAUCAUGGAUCUGGAAAAUGAGAAGCAGCAGCUGGACGAGAAGCUUAAAAAGAAAGACUUUGAGGUCUCGCAGCUGCAGACCAAGGUUGAGGAUGAGCAAGCUCUUGGUUUACAACUUCAGAAGAAAAUCAAAGAGAUCCAGGCCCGAACUGAAGAACUGGAGGAGGAAAUGGAGGUUGAGCGUGCCGCUCAAGCCAAAGUCGAGAAGCAGAGGUCAGAUUUGUCCCGAGAGCUGGAGGACAUCACGGAGAGGCUGGAGGAGGCCGGAGCAUCUACUGCUGCUCAGGUGGAGGUGAACAAGAAGCAGGAGGCAGAGUUCCUCAAACUGCGUAGAGAGCUGGAGGAGCGUUCACUGCAGCACGAGGCCACGUCCGCCGCCUUGCGCAAGAAGCAUGCUGACAGUGUGGCCGAGCUGGGGGAUCAGCUGGACAACGUCCAGAGGGUCCGGCAGAAACUGGACAAAGAGAAGAGCGAGCUGAGGCUGGAGAUGGAUGACCUGUCCAGCAAUUUGGAGAGUGUGGCCAAAGCCAAAAUUAAUUUAGAGAAAAUGUGCCGUUCCCUUGAAGAUCAACUGAGUGAGGUCAAAGCCAAAGGGGAGGAGCAGCAGAGGCUCAUAAACGACCUUUCUAGCCAAAACACUCGGCUGCAGACAGAAAACGUUGAAAUGUCUCGCCACCUGGAGGAGAAGGAAGCUCUUCUCUCUCAGUUCACCCGGGGAAAGCAAGGCUUCCUUCAGCAGAUUGAGGAGCUGAAAAGGCUUCACGAGGAGAUGGUGAAGGCAAAGAGCGCGCUGGCCCACGGCUUGCAGUCCAGCCAACACGACUGUGAGCUGCUGAGGGAGCAGUUCGAAGAGGAGCAGGAGGCCAAAGCUGAGCUUCAUCGCUGCCUCUCCAAGGCCAACAGCGACGUGGCCCAGUGGAGGACCAAAUACGAGACGGACGCCAUCCAGCGUAACGAGGAGCUGGAGGAAGCCAAGAAGAAGCUGGCACUGCGUCUGCAAGAAGCAGAAGAAGCCAUGGAAGCCGUCAACUCCAAGUGCUCGUCUCUGGAAAAGACAAAGCAAAGGCUGCAGGGAGAGGUGGAGGACCUGAUGAUGGAGGUCGAGAGGUCCAAUGCCACUGCCGCCACUUUGGACAAGAGGCAGAGAAAUUUUGAUAAGGUUUUAGCUGAGUGGAAGCAGAAGUACGAGGAGAGUCAGGUAGAGCUGGAGUCAGCUCUCAAAGAAGUGCGGUCUUUGGGCACCGAGAACUUCAAGAUGAAGAAUGCGUUUGAAGAAUGUUUGGAGCAAGUGGAGACGCUCAAGCGGGAAAACAAGAACCUACAACGUAAGGCCUUCACUGAGUCGUACAUAGUUUUUAUACAUGGACGUUGCCGAAGCAACGUUGGUGUUUUUAUUCCAGAGGAGAUUUUGGAUCUCACUGAGCAGCUGGGAGAAAUGGGAAAAAACAUCCAUGAGUUGGAAAAAUCCAAGAAGCAGGCUGAGCAGGAAAAAUUGGAGGCCCAGACGUCUCUGGAGGAAGCUGAGGCCUCCUUGGAACAUGAGGAGUCCAAGAUCCUGCGAGUCCAGCUGGAGCUUAACCAGGUGAAGAGUGAAGUGGACAAGAAGAUAACUGAGAAGGAUGAAGAGCUCGAGCAAAUGAAGAGAAACAGUCAGCGGACCAUCGACAUCAUCCAAAGCAACCUGGAUGUUGAAGUGAGGAGCAGGAAUGACGCGCUGAGAGUCAAGAAGAAAAUGGAGGGAGACCUCAACGAGAUGGAGAUCCAGCUGAGCCAUGCCAACAGGCAAGCAGCAGAGGCCCAGAAACAGUUGAGGAACGUUCAAGUUCAGCUGAAGGAGGUCCAGAUUCAGCUCGAUGAUGUGCUGAGAAGCAACGAGGACAUUAAGGAGCAGGUUGCCAUGGCCGAGCGCAGGAGCAACCUCCUGCAGGCAGAAAUGGAGGAAAUCAGAGCUGCCCUAGAGCAAACGGAGAGGAGUCGCAAGCUGGCCGAGCAGGAGCUGCUGGAUGCCGGGGAAAGGGUUCAGCUUCUUCACUCGCAGAAUACCAGUUUGCUCAACGGUCGUAAGAAGCUGGAGGCGGACUUGUCUCAGAUUCACGGAGAGGUAGAAGACAGUGUCCAAACGGCCCAGAAUGCAGAGGAGAAGGCCAAGAAAGCGAUCACUGACGCCGCCAUGAUGGCGGAGGAGCUGAAAAAGGAGCAGGACACCAGUGCUCACCUGGAGAGAAUGAAGAAGAACCUGGAGACCACCGUCAAGGACAUGCAGCAGCGUCUGGAUGAGGCAGAGAGCCUCGCCAUGAAGGGUGGAAAGAAGCAGCUCCAAAAACUUGAAGCGAGGGUGAGGGAGCUGGAAAACGAGCUGGAGGCAGAGCAAAGACGCGGGUCUGACACCGUGAAAGGAUCACGCAAGCUGGAACGCAAGAUUAAGGAACUCACUUAUCAGUCAGACGAGGACAAGAAGACCGCCAUGAGGCUGCAGGAGCUGGUGGACAAACUCCAGCUGAAGGUCAAAGCGUACAAGCGGCAGGCUGAAGAAGCCGAGGAGCAAGCAAACAUCCACCUGACCAAACUCAGGAAGGUGCAGCAUGAGCUGGAGGAGGCUGAGGAGCGAGCUGACAUCGCCGAGUCCCAGGUGAACAAGAUGAAAGUCAGGAGUCGCGACAUGGCCAAGCAGAACAAAGACAGUGGGGAGUAGUCGUCCAUGGCGGCCAUCAAGCGGACAUCUGCUGUGAACCACUGUAGUCUGCAACAGUCAUCCCUCGCAUCGCAGUACAAACAACGCUCCCUCACUCCAUUGCGGUUUUUCAAAAAUUUAAUUCUCGUCGGUUUUGGUUGUCUAUGGCCUAUUAUGAGUCAAAUAUUGAAAGACAAGUCAUAUGUACUGUAGAACUCUGGUCACUAGGCAUCACUAAAGUUACAUUAAUGAGACAUUACAUUAACUCCAUCCAUCCAUUUUCUAUACCGCUUCUCCUCAUUAGGGUCGCGGGGGCAUGCUGGAGCCUAUCCCAGCUGACUUUGGGCGACAGGCGGGGUACACCCUGGACUGGUCGCCAGCCAAUGGCAGGGCACAUAUAGACAAACAACCAUUCACACUCACAUUCAUACCUAUGGACAAUUUAGAGUCGCCAAUUAACCUAACAUGCAUGUUGUUUUGGAAUGUGGGAGGAAGCCGGAGUACCCGGAGAAAACCCACGCGCACACGGGGAGAACAUGCAAACUCCACACAGAAAUGCCCAAAGGAGAAUCGAACGCAGGUCUUCCCGAUCUCUGUGUUGGCCAACAUGCUAACCACUCGACCACCGUGCGGCCCCAUUAACUUAACUUGCAAAAUGGACACAACCAUGGAUGCGGUACAACAUGACAGUGGAUCCACUUUUGGAUGUGUUUCAUCCUCAAAAUUCAAUAACAAAGACUAUCGAAAACAUUACAGCCGAAAUCAAGGUAACACAACAAAAACUUAAUCCAAUGACAACACUAGCCACUUAGUCACGCAAUAAUUAAUUAACAAACAAGAAAAUGAGGGGGCAGGGGGAAAGCACAUUUCCGCAACGGAGUUCAUGGCAAGUAACUUUUCCACAGAACCUACUCAACAUAGUGGCUUAAAAUACAAUGGGUGGCAAUUGUGAAAGUUGUGUGCAUUUUACCGCAGUUAUUUUAUUUGUAUUUAUUUUAUUUUAAAUGUACCGCUUGAGUCAUCGUCGUCAGCCGCCAACCACAUCAGGAGCCAAUGAUUGUUUGCACCGGCUGGGAUUUCAUUGUGCCGCACAGCGGCGACAGCGAAUCAGGAAGGGACUUCACGUCAGCUGACAGGAAUCAUGUAACAAAUGCUACAAUUCCACACACGGUGACUUUAAAUGUACUUCUUUUGAUUCGUAAUGUUACCCUAAUAAAAUAAAGUCUAAAUUCAAAAACAUCUGCCUCAUGGACAUCUUUAUCCAGCACAUAGUAUACAUUACACUAGAUCAGUCAUACCAAUAUAAGGAAUUCCAGGUUGCAUUGACAUCAAUGGAACUUGGUGUUUAAAAAAAAACUUUGUAAACAGCGCGCAGAGCCGUCCAAAACUGCUUUCAGGGCUCACUUCCAAACGAGCAAACCUCAUUAUCUGACGCAUUGGCAUCGUUUAACAUGAGAAUACAACAUUGUAAAAACUGUAAGUCAGAAAAGAGUAAAAGCAUAAUAGGUCCCCUUUAAAGAAUCCUCGUCCUCCAACAAGACGCAUUUGUCAUUUGAACCAAGCAUUGGAGCAAAGGUGUAAAUAUUCCAUCUUCAUGUGAGGCCACUAACGACGUCAACUUGCGUUUACCAAAAGCAGAUAAGCAUGCUUAGCAUGAAUGUGAUUAUCAUCAAUUCAUAAGUUUAUUGCUUUUUAAACUGACAGACUUUUUUGUGAGAAAAAGAGAAGCAUUGCAAAAAGGCAACAAAUACAAAACUCACUUGACAUGUUUCUCUGCUCAUAUUCUGUAUUACACAUGUCCUUACAACACCUUGAUUUGAUUGUGCAAAUUAAAUCCAUCAGUCAUUAUUCAGCAAUAUUCAGCAUAUUGUCUGUGCUGUGCGUGUGUGUGUGUGUGUGUGUGUUGAUGAACAGCAAAUGUGCACAAUGUGUGUGUAGACUGAGGUGGCUUCAGCCAGGAUAAACCUGAGCAUGGUGUCAGCUGAUGACAACAUCUUUGUAAUCCUGACGAGGGUUUGCCUCAAUGUAUUUCUUUAUGUACCAGCAGGACACUCGAGCCUUCAGCUUCUCCUCAAGCAGGAAGUCAAAGGCAGCCUGAAAACAACCAGAGCAUGAGUGUACAUCAGCCUACACGAGCCUACCUGAGCUAACGCAAGCCUUGUUGAGUCUACAUGAGCCAACACAAGCUGACCCAUGCCUGCACUGACAUGGCAAACACACUGCGAGUAGUCUGACCUUUGACAGCAGAGCGGCCACACCUUGACCCCUGAAAGACUCGGGGACAAAGGUGGACAGGAGCUCCACCUGGUUUGGCGCUGUGAACUUGUAGAGGAGUGUUGCUGUCUCUUUGGCUCCUUUGGGCAGUUGGAAGCAUAAAGAAAUCAAUAAAUUCAUACAUUUAAACUACAAUUAAAA